Messenger RNA from Dermacentor andersoni, 2884 nucleotides. RefSeq names its product beta-galactoside alpha-2,6-sialyltransferase 2-like. Gene Ontology annotation, biological process: sialylation. Gene Ontology annotation, molecular function: beta-galactoside alpha-2,6-sialyltransferase activity. Gene Ontology annotation, cellular component: Golgi apparatus. The record is from RefSeq and is a predicted model, not a curated record. Lineage: Eukaryota; Metazoa; Arthropoda; Arachnida; Ixodida; Ixodidae.
GUUUUGCAUUGAGCAUCGCGGCAUUGCAGCGUGGAGAGAAGCGUCGAGCCGAAUUCAACGUGAUCGCGCUUUUAUAAUGCGUUUAGUACUCUGGACGUGAGCUGAAUAAUUAACACCAUGGAUCUAAUUACGAAGUUGUGCUCUUUUGUCGCCAGUGUGCAAACAUUGAUCCACGGAUGGCACGAAAAUGGGAUCCCAGGUGCGAGGAUAUGAAGAAAGAAUUUUGAACUCAGAAUCAGAGGUCAUGCCGCCGGGCCGCUGAAAGAGUUUUUGCGCUUCGACACUCCAGCAUGCCGUCAUCAUCCGCUGCACGAAAGAUCCAACGCGCCUUGGUUGCGAUCAAGAUUACGCUGAACCGGAAAUCGUGAAGAUGCGACGAAAAAAGUCCGUCGCACGGAGGCCUUUCAGGAGUGAUUGUUCUAUUUUGCAUCUCUACUCGUCUCGCAAGCAAUUUAUGCACAAACUGUGAUAUGAGGUUGCUUGCUGUGACGGUGUGGGCAUUCGUUUGCGUGACACUGCUGGGAGUUUUAGCGUACAGUAUGCUGCUGUGGAGCCAGUAUUGGAGGUGGGCUACUCCGCGCAACACCGGAGUGCGAGCGGCGGCACCACGAAGGCGGUCGCACUUGUCCAGAGGAUACAGCAACGCUUCGAUGGGUGGUGGUGUGCUACAGCCUCAUAGAAUGGCUCCAUUGCCUAAGGACAAGCUUUUCGCCAAGGUGGAGGCGUACCGGGUGCAGCUGGAGCGCCAGCUGCGCCGCGCCCAGUGGGACAGCGUGCGUCCCGUGGGCGCCGGGGGCCGGCCGGCGUCGGACCGCUACGGGCUGCGGCCCAGCAGGCGCAAGCCGGCCCGCUUCGCGCCCGCCGACCAGCUGCUGGCCAGGGCCAGGGCUCUGCGCAUGGGCAUGCUGACCAGGGACACGGAGCCGUUUAAGCGGAUGGGUUACAGCCAGUACUUCCCUCCUACGGACUUCUACGCGAAUCAGUUCAACUCCUGCGCUCUGGUCUCCAGCGCGGGAUCUAUGCUCGGCUCCAAGCUUGGACCGGAGAUUGACGGGCACGAGACCGUGCUGCGCUUCAACGACGCGCCCACGGCGGGCUUCGAGGCCGACGUGGGGGCGCGCACCACGGUGCGGCUGCUCAACUCGCAAGUGCUGGCGCGCCCCGAGUUCGACUUCUUCAACUCGGCUCUGUACCGGAACGUGACCCUGGUCGCCUGGGACCCGUCGCGCGACCGUCAGCCCCUCGACAAGUGGGUGGAGCAUCCCGAGUUCGACCUGUUCCCGGCGUACUGGCUGCGUCGCGAGGUGCUUCCGGACGAGCCUUUCUACCUGCUGCACCCGGACUCGGUCUGGGAAGCCUGGCACUUCCUGGACAACGAGAACCCGGGGCCCGUGCUCAGGAACCCGCCGUCCAGCGGAUUCCUCGGGCUUCUCCUGCUGCUCAAACAAUGCCGUCACGUGGACGCCUACGAGCUUGUUCCCUCGAUGCGGCUGACCAAGCGCUGCCACUACUACGAGGUGCACGAGGACCUGGGCUGCACCCUGGGGGACUGGCACCCGCUGGCCGCCGAGAAGCUGCUCGCGCUGCACCUCGCCUCGUCCUCGGUGCACGCCCUCGAGCAGGCGUUUGCCAGGGGAACGCUGCCGCUCAGCACGCGCGACGGCGAGCCACGCGGGGGCUGAGUCGACGAGCGCUGCCGUGCCACUCACGCGCGAAGGCUCGCCCGGCUGCCCGUCGCAAGAAGGUGCCAUCUACCACGUCUGUGCGAUCCACCGCUUAUUUUGUUGGAGGUGCUGAGGCCGACUAGAGUGAGUUGUGGUCAGGGAUGGUCUGCAUAUACGCCUACAGUUUGGGUUCGCUGGCGAAGGUUCUUAAGAUGCGAACAGCGCAAAUGAGAGGGAGGACAAGACGGGACACACACAGUUGCCCAAGUGCACGAAGACGACCCCAGCGAAAACAAACGCUAGUGGUAACAUGUGUCGACUCACCGAGGAAGUGUAGCAAGCUUGUUUUCUCAGAAGCCGGAGGACCGGACACCAUUUCUGACCCCUCUUCAUCCGAUGCAAGAACCGCGUUUGUUCAAUAUGCGUUACUGAAAUGGGGCCUAGCCUAUCGAAGGUAUGGAGCGCAUGCCUUUAGGAAGGACCAGAUUUUAUAUGCAGCGUGUGAGCAUACUUUAAUCCAAAGCAAGUAUGGGCAGCGUUAAUCGAAAACUAAAUUACUUUAAUAUGGGCUUUUGUCUUCUUAAACUCCAUGGCGGCAUUGUAGUGGACAUGCGUGAGCUGCAGUAGUACAUAGGCGAAAGAAACAUCCUGACGCGUACGGUUACGACCACUUGUAGCUAAUUUAUAUGCUUUGGUGGAUGUUUAUACAUUACCGCAACUCCGUCGACCUUGUCUUGCUCCAUAUCGUGCCGCGAAGUCAACAGCCUUGGUGAGCUAGUGGCUACGGCCACUAAUGUCAUUAAUUUGAAUCAUUCACUUUCAAGUUUCUAUACAGUCGCACCUGUGUCCUUCCUUGCACGUUCCAAUGAAAUUUCACACUGUGCUCAAUGUGUGCCCAUGUGCAGCUUACGUUAAUCUAAGUUGGCUCAUAAUUGUGAUGGACGAAAAGAAACAGAGCAAACGAGCAUACUUGUGCUGUGCCGUCGCGUAUUGUUGAAGUUUGACCACACGUUCAGAGAAUAAAUACUGCCCUCGAACCACACUAAAGGAAACGCGCUAAGAAUGAAAAAGGAAAUGGGGAUGAAAUAUUAGUGGCUGAAGUUUGAUGUGGCUAUUCUUAUGUUAUCGCAGGCACGAUAAAUAUUUUAUACUUGAAACAAAUGUGUUAUGUAAUUAGCGUCCUUACUGUAAAAGAAAGCGCGUUUUAACUUUCAACUUCA